CCGUCACCCGUCGACAUCCUUAAGCGUUGCCCCACGGUCCUCCUGUUCAGCGCCUAUAACCUCUUGACCUUUGACCUUGCGAACCAACGAUCGCCCGAGUCGAUUGCUGAAGACCGUGCAAACAAACCGUGGCGUCCGAUCCCAUCGGGCAAGAUCACCCCAGAGAAGACUCGCCAAGCACUCCUCUGCCUCCUUCCGGUGGCACUAUGGUACUACAAUGACCUCACGGCCGGCGACUCAGUCUUCCGUGAUGCCAUCAUAGCCAUAUCAUAUGGUCUUUUCAACCUGGCUUCGCUCCGGCUGGCCAUCGGCCCCCACAACAGCGCCACUCAUCGCGGCCACGCGUGGACGGCGUUGAUCAGCGCCGUUAUCCUCACCACGAUGCACAUCCAGGAUCUCAAGGACCAGGCAGGUGAUCGCCAGCGCAGCCGGAAGACCGUCCCUCUCCUUUCUGGGGACGGAGUGGCGCGCUUGGCGCUGGCCUUCUGCGUCUUGUUCUGGUCCUGCGCCUGCGCCUCCUUUUGGCAGCUUACAUGGCGCACCUAUGCCUUGUCGGUUGGCCUGAGCGGGUUCAUCGCUUGGAGGGUGCUGAGAAAGAGGGAGGCUCGCGAGGAUGCGCGCACAUGGCGGUUAUGUUGUCUCUGGCACUCAAUGCUGUAUGCAGGCCCCCUGUUUGGCAGAGCAUGA
Podospora anserina S mat+ is the source of this 687-nucleotide messenger RNA. RefSeq lists its product as uncharacterized. The transcript has 2 exons. Gene Ontology annotation, molecular function: transferase activity, transferring alkyl or aryl (other than methyl) groups. The record is from RefSeq and is a predicted model, not a curated record. The annotation marks the transcript as partial. Lineage: Eukaryota; Fungi; Ascomycota; Sordariomycetes; Sordariales; Podosporaceae. Gene Ontology annotation, cellular component: membrane.